Messenger RNA from Bradysia coprophila, 3051 nucleotides. RefSeq names its product DNA ligase 3 (gene DNAlig3). The record is from RefSeq and is a predicted model, not a curated record. Gene Ontology annotation, molecular function: DNA binding; zinc ion binding; DNA ligase (ATP) activity. Gene Ontology annotation, biological process: DNA recombination; lagging strand elongation; DNA biosynthetic process. Lineage: Eukaryota; Metazoa; Arthropoda; Insecta; Diptera; Sciaridae. Gene Ontology annotation, cellular component: DNA ligase III-XRCC1 complex; nucleus.
AAUAUUGUCUGUUUAUUGUGAAAUUAACGUUGAUGUCGAAUUAAAUUUUACUGUUUUUUGUGCAUUUAAGAUAAAUUUUGUUUUGUAACAUUUGAUUGUUGGGACAAUGUCAGACGCAGAGGAAUCCGAAAAACCCUUUCACAUCGAGAAAGCUAAGACCGGUCGGGCUUCGUGUAAACGGUGCAAAAAUAAAUGCGAAAAUAAUGAAAUCAGGAUUGCUAAAAUGGUAUCAAAUGCCUUCGGUUCCGGUCUGAUGAAGCAAUGGUACCAUAUCGACUGUCUGUUGGAUAGUUUCAAAACCCAGAGGGCUACGACAAAGACUAUUGAAACAAUUGAUGAUAUAAGUGGUUGGGAAACUAUCGGCGAUUUAGAUAAGGAUUUAAUAAUGGAGAAACUUGAACAACUUCCGAAAUUCAAUAAAAAUAGUGGAGCAUCGAUUGCUGCAGGCACUAGCAAUAAAUCUGAUAAAGAUGCAAAAUGGACUGGCAAGAAUUUUCGAGAAAACAGCGAGGAUAACAAGUUCGAGGAAUUCUGCAAAAUAUGCGACAAACUUGCUAAAGAAAGCAGCUACUUGGAGAAGACCGCAACGUUGAAUCGAUUUUUCAUGAAAGGCUCCAAUGGCAAACAAUUCGAAGGCAAUUUAUUUUUGUGGAUCAAAAUGUUGCUGCCAACGGCCGACAAGCAAAUCUACAAUCUUCAAAGCAAGCAGCUAAUUAAAUUAUUUUCGAAAUUGUUUAAUGUUAAUCAAUCCGACAUGGCAGCCCAUCUUGAGAGAGGCGAUGUAUCCGAAAGUAUACGAGUGUAUUUUGAAAAAUCGAAAACCAUCCGACCUGCCAAUAAAAGUUCUUUGACUAUGAAUGAUGUGGAUGAAUUUUUAAACAAAUUAUCGAAAUUGUCAAAGGAAGACGAGCAAAUUGAGCAUUUUCAAAAAAUUGCAGGACGCUGUACAUCAAAUGAUUUGAAAAUGAUUAUUCGAUUCAUUAAGCACGAUAUUCGCAUUAAUGCUGGACCGAAGAACAUUCUUGCCGCUUUAAGUAAAGAUGCAUAUCCAUCGUAUCAGACCAGUCAGAAUUUGAAGCAAGUGAUACAGAAAUAUGGCGACAAUAUCUGUGACGUGAAAAUGCAUCCAAAAGCUGCGAAAAUCGAUAAGAAUACGGUGCAGCUAAUGUGUCCCAUAAGUCCAAUGUUAGCUGAGGCAUGCAAGUCUGUGGAAAAAGCAAUUGAAAAAUGCCCGGCAGGUAUAUACAGCGAAAUAAAAUACGAUGGUGAACGUUUACAGCUGCACAAAAAGGGAAAUGAAUUUAAAUUUUUUUCAAGGAACUUGAAACCGGUUUUGGAACACAAAACGAAGAGACUUGAAGAGUUUAUACCUCAGGCAUUCCCCAAUGCAGACGACUUAAUUUUGGAUUCAGAAAUUAUUGUAGUUGACACAACGAGUGGAGAGCUAUUACCCUUUGGGACACUUGGGAAACACAAGAAAACUGAAUACCAAACAGCCGAGGUUUGCUUGUUUGUUUUCGACUGUUUGCUGUAUAACGGCGAGGAUUGUACCAAAAAGACGAUGCAGGAGCGGCGAAAAAUUCUCGAGAAAAAUAUGCGUCCCAUUAAAAAUCAUGUUCAACUAUCUGAGUAUCAUUUGAUUAAAACGUCAAAGGAAUUGAGUUUGAUGAUUGCAAAAGUCCUGCAAAAAGGUCUGGAAGGUCUUGUGUUGAAAAACGUGGACGGCAUCUAUGAGCCCGGAAAGCGACAUUGGCUGAAAAUCAAGAAAGACUACUUGUUCGAUGGUAAAAUGGCUGAUUCGGCGGAUUUGGUAGUGAUAGGUGCAUGGUUUGGUACGGGCAAAAAAGGUGGUAUGCUGAGCAUUUUCUUGAUGGGUUGCUUUGACGAAACGCGAAACGUAUGGAAAACGGUUACCAAAGUUCAUACCGGUCUGGAUGAUGCAGCUAUGGAAAAGCUUCAGAAAACAUUGAAUCCACUAAUGAAUCGCUCUGAUCCGGAUAAACGUCCGAAAUGGCUUAGCUGUAAAAAUGCACUCAUUCCAGACAUGCUAGCAAUUGAUCCCUUCAAAAUGCCAGUAUUUGAAAUCACUGGAGCCGAAUUCAGCAAAUCAGAUGCUCACACAGCGGAUGGCAUAUCGAUCAGAUUUCCUCGCAUUACGAAACAGCGUAGUGAUAAGUCAGCUUCUGAUGCAACGAGUCUAGAAGAGCUAAAGCAUUUGUUUGAAGCAUCAAAGGACGGUCAAAAUUUGCACAUGUUAACGGAUGGAUUAGAUGACGAUGACAUUGACAUUAAGACAACAUUGCAAGGCAGCAGCCCAAAGAAACAGAAACACGAGGACAGUCCAAAGAAACGAAAACAAGAAAACAGUCCAAAGGAACAGGAACAAGAGGAUGAUGACAUCGACAUGAAACCAACCUUGCAAAGUAACAACCCAAAGACCCGGAAACAAAAGGACAUCCUAAAGAAGCCGAAACAAGAUGAUAGCCCAAAGAUAUCGAAAGAAGAGGACCGCCGAAAGAAACGGAAACAAGGUGACGAUGACAUCGACAAUAAAACAACCGCGCAGGGCAACAGCCCAAAGAAACGGAAACAGGAGAAUGUCAAAUCUGAAAAUGCAAAGAAAGUCAAAUCUGAACAGAGUGAUAGGUUGACGGGCAAGGAUAGUGAUGGCCGUAAUAACGAAUAUAUUUUUAAAGAUAUUGUCCUGUACGUAUGUGAUGAUGUCCGUGCACUGUGCCCAGAGGAACUAAGAUACUUCAAAAAGUGGUGGGGAGACGAGACCACCAAUGCCAAAGAAUGUACCCAUGCCUUGCAUAAGUCGGAUUCAACCGAAGAAACCCUCCAAAGUGCCAGGAAAAAAUUCAACCCACGUUGUCGCCACAUGAACUAUCGCUGGUUGGUGGACUCCAUUCAGGAACGGAAACUCUUGGACAUAAUGGUGUACCCAGUUACCAUUUAAAUUAUUUUUAUUUUAUUUUAUUCGUGUAUGAUCAUUGUAAAAUCUAAAAUCCAAUUUUCUUUUUCUAAUAAAUAUUUUACGUCGAAACUAAA